This is a messenger RNA of Patiria miniata (bat star), 1816 nucleotides long. Its product is annotated as short-chain dehydrogenase/reductase family 9C member 7-like. Gene Ontology annotation, molecular function: oxidoreductase activity. Bases 700 to 1707 code for a protein of 335 amino acids. NCBI's taxonomy places the organism in Eukaryota, Metazoa, Echinodermata, Asteroidea, Valvatida, Asterinidae. The record is from RefSeq and is a predicted model, not a curated record. The transcript has 5 exons.
UGAACACACUAAAUAAAGCCGGUUCAGUGAUACCCGUGUAUACGCGGGAAUCACUGAACCCCGACACGGGAAUCACUGAACCGGAUAUAUUUAUUGUGUAAAAUGCCCGAUCGAUCGAGGCUCUGCAUGCUUAUGGUGGAAGCGUGCAAAGAGCGAAUCGCUCUUCCCUUUACUUUUUUUUGCCCUAAAAGUCCUCCCUUCAUGACGAGUGGCUCUGAUUUGUCAGGUCCACAUAACCAGGUGUAUUACUUAAUUGUGAUUGGCUAAAAAUCAUUAUAGCACGCACGUUCACCUUUUCGCCGUUCACUUCUUGUUUCACCCACAAAGAUGCAAUACUUUUGUGUGUGUGGUCUGAAGUUUUCCCUACUUUCUAUAUUUCUUACAUUGCUUUACCCAUGGUAUGCCCAAACAAUUCGAAACUGUUUUCCAUGGGGCCGUGCAAUUUUGAAGCUUUCGACUUUCAUUGUAUGGUCUCGGGGAAUUCAAACUAUAGGCCGACAAGUUGUCAAAGAGCUAGAUAUUUAUAGCUCACGGGGCAAAGAGCAUCUCUAAAAUAGUCACGAAGUGCAAUACACGUCCGUUACCCCUGCGUUAGGUCAAUACAAAAGAAAUAUAUCACACAAUCAACGUUGACCUGCAAACACUGCCGGUGCUCUGACACACAUGCAGUAGCUAGGCCGCACACAGAAGACAUCAGACAUGUUGGCGCUCGUAUGCGCUGCAGUUGCAGUAUUUACCUGUCUAGUAGUAGUCUGGGUACUAGACCGCAUCUAUAUCGACAUCGAAGGCAAGUAUGUCUUCAUCACAGGCUGUGACUCUGGAUUCGGCAACCUGCUCGCCCGCAACCUGGAUCGACGCAGGGGGUGUCACGUGAUCGCAGCCUGCCUUACAGAGGAGGGCGCGGCUAGACUCAAGCGUGUGACGUCAUCGAGGUUGACUACAUUGCGAUUGGAUGUUACAAGCAGUGAGAGUGUUCACAGAGCGCGUGAUGCAGUACAAACAAUCAUACCGGAGGGACAAGAAUUGUGGGGCUUAGUCAAUAAUGCUGGAAUAAUCUCCCCGCUGGGACCGUACCAUUGGCUGAACAGGGAUGACAUUGUGAAAGUCCUGCAGGUCAACCUCGUUGGCGCCAUUGAAGUGACUAACACGCUUUACCCACUCAUCCGCGCCGCUAGAGGGCGUAUUGUCAACGUGUCCAGCGCGGUGGCGCUAUUCCCCUCGUCGGGGACCAUAUACACAGCAUCGAAAGCCGCCAUAGAAGCUUUUUCAGACAACAUCAGGUGUGACAUGAAACAGUAUGGCGUGUCUGUUCACAUUAUCGAGCCAGGGGCGUACCAGGGUACAUUCUCUGAUACAGACGCAAUGAAACGCAGACUGAACACCGCCUGGGAGCGGCUACCGCAGGAAGAGAGGGACAGCUUUGGUGGCGAGAUUGCGCGUGAAGCAAUGGAACUUCUUAUUAUCGAUGCCCUGCGUAUGGCGUCCCCUAAUUUGCAUGAAGUGACAGAUGCUAUGGAGCAUGCGCUCUGUUCCCGGUUCCCAUGGCGACGGUACCUACCAGGACUGGAUGCUAAAUUAUUCUACAAACCGAUGUCUCUCCUUCCCGCCUUUUUAGCGGAUGGUGUUUAUAAUUUCUUGUUUGGUCAGGCACUAGAAAACAAAAAGAAAAUUAUAAGAAAGGCCAAAGCGAUGGAGAAAAAAGACUAACUUGAGAUCGUCAUAUGGGUGGUUCAGCACAAACACCGUUUUAAUGUUCUGUCCACGGAUCACAAAAAGGUAAGUGUUCUUUCAGCUAGACGAAAACAAUUCACAUAGG